UCCUAUGAAUAAUGUGCUUCAUAUUUUUGUGGGGAUUGCCUUGAAUUUGUAAAUUGCAUUGGAUAGAGUAGACAUUUUCAUCAUGUUAAUUCUUGUAAUCCGUGGACAUGGAUGUCUUUCUAGUGUUUGUGUCUGCUUCAGGUUCUUUCACUGGUGUUUCAUAAUAGUCAUGGUAGAGAAGACAUUAAGAAAUGGACAAGUAGGAGUACUUUCUACAUGACUUGGCAAAUGUUUUAAUGAGAUGUGGGGGCAAAGCAUCGAGGCCUGUCUGUGUCUAGCACACAGUAACUGCUCAGUCACAUUAGUUCUUACCAGUCCAUCACCCUCUGCUCUUUCAGAAUCUCCUCAUUGCCUUAGACACUGCCCAUUUCUUAGAGCAUUUGCUCCAUGUUUUCCUCUGUUAGUUUCAUAGUUUCAGAUCUUACAUUUAGAUCAUGAUCCAUUUUGAGUUGAUUUUUGUAAAUUAAAAUCCAAUUUUCCCAGUCCCAUUAAAAUAGAUGUGCAUAUCUCCAGGGAGUGUUUUUCACACCUUUGUCAAAAGUAAGUGGGAUGUAGGUGUGUGAAUUUCUAGGGGUUCUCUUUUGUUCCAUUGUCCUAUGUGUCUAUUGUUAUGUUGGUACCAUACUGUUUUGGUCUCAUUAGCCUUGUGGCAUAUCUUUAAUUUUGAACUGUGGUGCCUCCAUCUUUGGCUUCAUUGUGUUAAGAAUAUUUUGAGUAUUCAGAGCCUUUUGUGUUUUCAUAAGAAUUUUAAGAUUUUUUUCUUAUUCUGUGAGGAUAUCAUCAGCAUUUUGAUGGGGACAACAUUGAAUUUCUAAAUUGUUUUGGGUAGUUUUGAUAUUUUAAUAAUAUUGAUUCUUCCAAAUCAAGAAUAUAUGAGGGAAUUCCAUUAUUUUCUGUCUGCUUCAUUUUCUUUCAUUAGAUUCAAUGUGUUUGAAUUUCAUUGAAGAGGACUUUCACAUCCUGGUUGAACUUAUCACAAGGUAUUUAAUUUUUUGUAUCUGUAUAGAAUUGGAUAGCACUUACCAAUUCUCAUCAAGAUGGUUGAGUAUAUAAGGCCAUUGAUUUUGGAAUUCCACACUGUGUACCUAAUAGAAAAUUACGAAUCCAGAACACAUAAGGAGUGGAAAUACUUCCCCUGUCAAGUGGAGGCCUCGCAGCAGGAAUGUGGGAUUUCUCUGGGUCAUGAAUGGGGAUGUGAAUGAGGGGUUGCAGGUGUUUGUUAUGUGUGGAUGCUGUGUGUGAUCCAUUCCAUCUGUGCUACUCUGACAUUAAACACACUGCUUAUCUGUCCCCAGUGUGCAGGGGACAUUGGGUGACAAUGACAGUGACUCUAAUUCAGCAAGGGCAAAAAUGGAGGCUACAAGGAAGUCAUGAAUCCAAAAGUUUUCAAGUUGAGAUGGGUAAAUCCAACAGGACUUCCUGGGAUAGGUUUCAGGGCUGAGGACUAAUUCUCUGUGACGUGGGGCCAUGCCUCUGGGUCUCAGCCUGCAUAUACUUCCAUCUUCAUUUGAUCCAGUAAUCAUGCUUUCUUCUCACACUCUUCUGAUGUUUGUCCUCUUCCUAGUGUCAGCAGCCUUCUCUUGGUUGUUUUGCGCAUACACCUUACCUGAGUCAGUCUGCCAAUGCCCCAUGCUUGGCUAUGACCACUUUACGAGGGUCUGUUCUCAUGAUCUCAGGCUCCUCAGGAAAAUCUUUAUUGACCUGAUUUCCAUUGGUCAUUGUGGAGUUUACUUUUUUAUCUUUGAAACUAGCAGCAUUGCCUUGCAGAAAAGCUGGGUCCACAGAGGUCCAGAAUGAAUCUCUACUCUCCCUGGCUCCAGGAGACAAAAAGAAGAACAUGGAUCUCCAUACAGAAAUGACCUCCAUGAGGUCUGACACUCUCUAGCAUUGCAGCAGAGGAGAAAUCCUGAGGGAGAAUUCCAGAGCAGCAGAAAUAGCAGUGCUUUAUCCGAAGUCCACAAAACCCAACAAUGCAUUCUUGGAAGACAAGAGCAUGCUCAGCACAGGGAAGCUGGAGGUCAAAGCUCAUGGGGUGGCCCUCCUUCCAUCAGGUGCUGUGGUGCUGAAACAACCUCUUAGUCUCUAUGGAGCUCAGGUUCCUCAUCAGUAAGAUCCGGAGCUGAGUCCACAUCCUGAGAACCCAGAACUGAAGGUGCAGAUGAAGGAAGACGAGCAGCUCUCUGGGACGUGAGAAUGACCCAGAGAAUGAUAAGUCCCUGUUGUCCUGCUGUGACACACCAUCAGCAUGGCAGGAUCCCACAGCCCUGCAUCAGAUCCCAUGGCAGAACUGAACGACCUCGAAUGCCAGCAAUUGCGAUCCCAGCUGGCAAAGAGCCAACAGGACUGCUGGGAGCUCCAGGAGAAGUUUCUCAUAGCUGAGGCUACAAACUUUGCCCUGGCCAGGGAGCUGAAAAAAUACAAUUGUGAGAAGUUUAAAAACAUCAUUGAGUCCAUACUGACCAAGAAGCUCCACUUGGAGGAGCCGCUGGCAGAGAAGCCCACGGUCCCAGAGCUGCUCAGGCAUUGCCGUGGCAUCCUUGAAGAUCAGGACCAAGAACUCUCCCAGUUACGUCCAAAGGUCCAAAGGGGGAGAAAUCUAGCCCACAUCCUGCAGCAGUACCUGAAGGACGUGCUCACCGUGCAUGACCCUGAGACCUGUACGGGGCAGGGCUUCCGACGACUGCUCACUGAGGCUGUCCGGCUGUCAGCGAGCCUUGAGGACCUGCUUGGAGCAGAAAAUAUUGAAGAGGAGGAAACACCAGCACAAGGACCUGUUGCUGACAGGGAGCUCUUGGAAGUGGAUGAAAUGGAAACCCCACAAAGUUCACAGCAGGAAACAUCUAUCACUGGUGCUGCUGACCACCUGCCGAGUGGCUCCUGCCUGCCUGAGGGCACUGUGCAACUGUCUCGUGAUGCUGAGGACACCCACGGUGUGCUAGGUGUAGAUGGGGAACACGCUUGUUCACACAAGAAAGAAGAACCUGUCACCGUUCUCCCAGAAAAUCAAUAUCAUGAAGUGGAGGUACAAGAGCAAGUUGUCACAUGCACUUCCAGGGAGCUCCCAGAGGAGCAAGAGCAGGAAGACCCAGAUGAUUCGCUGGACGAGUGCUACCUCACUCCCUCGAUUUCUCCAGUCGUUUCUGAGCUUGACCAUUCCACGUGGAGCAGCUGGUGCUCCCUGGAGCAUCAGGACAUGCUCUCUGCUCCAGAUGCAAACGAAAAGGAACAUGACAAUGAUGAAGUGCAAGAGGAAACACAAGCCCUGUCACACAACAGUCUCAUCAGGGAGAUUCCAGAGAUUGAAGAUCAAGAUGUCUCACAAGACUCUCAUGGUACGUGUUUGACUCCUGCACUUCUUCCGGAAGCUUCUGACUGGUCCCAUUCUAGGAGCACCUGGUCCUCACUGGAGAAACAGCCUGUCUGCUCUGCUCUUGUUGGAGAUAAAAAUCAAUAUCAUGGAGUGGAGGUACAAGAGCAAGUUGUGAGAUACACAUCCAGUCUCAUCAGGGAGAUUCCAGAGAUUGAAGAUCAAGAUGUCUCACAAGACUCUCAUGAAAAUCAAUAUCAUGGAGUGGAGGUACAAGAGCAAGUUGUGAGAUACACAUCCAGUCUCAUCAGGGAGAUUCCAGAGAUUGAAGAUCAAGAUGUCUCACAAGACUCUCAUGAACUGAGUUUUGUUGCUGCCCCUGAGAGGAAGACCCGUUCCCAGCUGGAGGGAGGUCCUCUCGAAGAUCCCAUCACCAGCAAGUGUGAGAGUCAUAGCAUCAGCCCCAGCGAUGUCCCAAGUACCCCAAAAGAAAAUGUUAUCAAAGGAAAAUGGAAGCCCAGGAAAUGCAAACUGGCCUGCAGGUUCCCUGGCCUGGAGAUGAAGGGAAAACCACAGCCCACAGAGAGGAAGAUUGUGUGCCGAUUCCCAGGCCAGGAGAUGAAGGGAAAACCACAGACCAACAUGUGGGCACUGACCUUCAGAUUCCUGGGCCUUCACGCCUAGACAGAGAUCCCAAGUACAGUUGGAAGGACAGAACAGUAUUGCUGAUUGUAACAUCCCCACCUCUUCAAAACAUCUACCACAAGAGCUCCACUUCAACAGCAACCAGAACACCAAGAACGCAAUUUCAACACCAUGACCUGCCCUCGGCUGUUUUUAUCCACUAGGCUGCUUCCCUGAGAGCUGGCACAGUCUUCCACCUCCAAUCUGAGUAAACACCAAAGGAGACCCAGGCCUGACUCCACAGCUGCUCUAGAGAGAACACCACCUGGCUCCUCUCCAACUACCUCCUGUAGAGAUCUGAGGUCAGGAGGAGCUGGAAGCAAACAGCACAGGACUCUGGGCACACACUGCCUUUGGAUGGGGCGAGCUCGGUGUGGGCAGUGUCAGAGACACAGCGCCCUGUGCACAAGGCUGCAUGUGAGCAGAGGAGAGGAUCGAACUCUGCAGGACGUGGACCCUGACCCAGACAGCUGGCCCUCUCCUUCACACUGCCAGCAUCCACAUAGAGGACAGCAGGAGGAGGAGACUUUGGGGCUCAAAAGGACAGGAAGGGUCUCUUUCCUCCUUUUGAACCCCAACCAUCUCCCCCUUCUGCUGUCUUCCAUGAUGGGAACGCUGACUGUGUGAAGGCGCAGGCCAGGUGUCUGGCUCGGGGUCUGCAUCCUGAGGAUCUCUGAUGCUUUCCUCAAUUUUACACUCAGCCUCACUCUUUGGCCAAGCACCCGAUGCAGGGAGUGCUGUGUGCUCCCUCCCACAUCCCCCCAGGAGGCAGAAAACAUCUUGUGUGCCCAUCAGGUCCCCUGACCCUGGCAUCGGUCAGUUGGUGAAAGCUGUCUGUUGAGCUGUACAUCCUAAAGAUACGCUCCUUCCUCUGUAUCCUAACAACUGUGGAGAGGGUGACCCCUCAGAGCCUGAGCAAAAAGGGAGUGAGCAGCGGCCCUGGCGGAGGUCCGGUCAUCAACCCAGGAGGUGGCCAUUGAUGGGCGUGAUAACAGCAAGUUCAUGGUGAUGAAUGCAGCAGUGUGGCCGGGAGGGCCCAGGUGGGCGAGGUGGACUGAGCCUGCAUCAAGGAACCGGACACCUCUCUGAACACUCCUCUCUCCACGUCCAGAGUCAGGCAGCGCAGAUGCGGGCAGGACCUCAUCACGAGGACGCUCAUCUCUUACAGCUGCUGGUCCUGCCAACUCCACUCAGUGUUGCAGGAGAACUGGGGGCUCCUGAUGCAGGACAUGGGCCAAGGCACCCAGAGCCCCAGCAAACAGCAAGGCCGUGUUCCUGCCGGCCUGAGGCAGCUGCAGGACGAGGAGGGGCCAUAUGCCUGCCCCCACGCCGACCUGGAAAUCUGAGUCCUCGAAGAUUCUGGACGCCCGCUGCUUAGUAGGUGCUCCUGGUCAAUGAACAAACCAAGCCAAUGGCACCGCUGCCCUGUGGUGGACCUGUUUCUCACAGCUACCAUUCUUACUUCCACUGUCUGUCAUGCCUGUGAUGACACAAUUGUUUUCCUUUCAUGAAAAUUGGGAUCCUAGGGAGGGAAUUAUGUUUCCACCUGAGUGUGCCUCCUCUCAGUGUAACAGCUGCCUUAGACACCCUGUCAGCACAUCUUGGGCUCCUAAAAUCUACAACUUCUCAUUAAGAUAUCGCUGUCCAGGCCCAGAAGUGUCUCCUGUGUCCUGGAGUGUAACUGGAAUCUCAAAAAUUUUGAUUCAGAUCCCAAUAUGUAUUCCCUGUUUUAGUUAAGUGUUUUUAAAAAGAAAAAUUCCAAAAAAAAAUUAAAAAUUUAAUAAGAAAAAAAUUUUUAAAGUAAAAAUAGAAAAUAAAAAUGGUACUGCAUUGUUUUUUUAAAAAGGAAAAAGAUUUAAAAAAUUAAAAUUUUGAAAACUGUUAAAAAAUU
Oryctolagus cuniculus (rabbit) is the source of this 5882-nucleotide messenger RNA. NCBI's taxonomy places the organism in Eukaryota, Metazoa, Chordata, Mammalia, Lagomorpha, Leporidae. The record is from RefSeq and is a predicted model, not a curated record.